Dama dama (fallow deer) is the source of this 2957-nucleotide messenger RNA. Its product is annotated as protoheme IX farnesyltransferase, mitochondrial. The transcript is spliced from 8 exons. Gene Ontology annotation, cellular component: mitochondrion; mitochondrial membrane. Lineage: Eukaryota; Metazoa; Chordata; Mammalia; Artiodactyla; Cervidae. Gene Ontology annotation, biological process: heme biosynthetic process. Gene Ontology annotation, molecular function: protoheme IX farnesyltransferase activity. The record is from RefSeq and is a predicted model, not a curated record. The coding region runs from base 84 to 1595 and encodes 503 amino acids.
GCGGGGAAAGAAGAUGGCGGCGCCCAGCAGCCGGUGAGGAGAGAGGACACGGGGCUCCCAGGGGGCGGCUGGAUUUUUGCGUGAUGGCCGCAUCCCCGCAUACUCUCUCCUCACGCCUCCUGACAGGCUGGGGAGGAGGAUGCAUCUGGUAUCUAGAAAGAAGAGCCGCGCGGGAGUCCCCUCGGAGGUUCCUGCAUCUUCUCAGGAACGUCAAUCAGCAGUGGGUCACAUUUCAACACUUUAACUUCCUCCGGCGCAUGUAUGUCACACAACUAAACAGAAGCCUCAAGCAGCAAAUAAAACCGAAGCCAGAACCAGCAGAAUCUCCUUUCCUUGAAAAAACUUCCUUGGAUGAGGCCAAAGCCGAAAUAUGCGAGAUGAGACCUCUUGUACCCCCCAGCCUGCCUCUAUCCAGAAAGCCAAGUGAAAAAGCGUUGAUAGGACUAGAACCCGCCUCAGUAACUGAGGGCUCUGUAGCUCUGGGGAGAGAGACGAAAGAGGAGAAGCAGUGGAAAGAGAUGAAACUGCAUGCGGAUGAUCUGCCAGGAAUCCUGGCCCGGCUGUCCAAAAUCAAACUCACAGCCCUGGUCGUCAGCACCACCUCGGCCGGCUUCGCCCUGGCUCCAGCGCCUUUCGACUGGUCCUGCUUCCUGCUUACGUUUGUUGGAACAGGCCUGGCUUCCUGCGCUGCCAACUCCAUCAAUCAGUUUUUUGAGGUUCCGUUUGAUUCAAACAUGAACAGGACGAAGAACAGACCUCUGGUUCGUGGACAGAUCAGCCCGCUGCUCGCCGUAUCCUUCGCCACAUGCUGUGCGGUUCCCGGAGUCGCCCUGCUGACCUGGGGCGUGAACCCGCUCACGGGCGCCCUGGGCCUCUUCAACAUUUUCCUAUACACCUGCUGCUACACCCCGCUCAAGAGGGUCAGCAUCGCCAACACGUGGGUGGGGGCGGUCGUGGGGGCCAUCCCCCCCGUCAUGGGCUGGACCGCGGCCACGGGCAGCCUGGAUGCUGAACAGAACCUCACCUCCUCAGGCGUCCAUCUCCUCGCCUCCCACAUGAGGCUGUCACGGCCCGUCUCUCCCGGAGCUGUUGUGAAGACUCAGGGCCUGUCUUCUGGGAGGAAUUCUCUACUCCUGGCAGUUCCCUCACUUCAACGCGCUGAGCUGGGGUCUCCGCGAGGACUACUCCCGGGGCGGCUACUGCAUGAUGUCCGUCACCCACCCAGCCCUGUGCCGGCGCGUCGCCCUGCGCCACUGCCUGGCAUUGCUCGCCAUGUGCGCUGCCGCGCCCGCCCUGGACGUCACCACCUGGACCUUCCCAGUCAUCGCCCUGCCCAUCAACCUGUACAUCUCCUACCUCGGCUUCCGGUUCUACCGGGACGCGGACCGGAAGAGCUCCCGGAAGCUGUUCUUCUGCAGCCUCUGGCACCUGCCGCUGCUCCUACUGCUGAUGCUCACCUGCAAGCGGCGGGUCGGGGAGGAGGGCGCGGACGCGCCGCGGAGCUGACGGCCGCCCACUCUGGGAAAAGCAGAAGACGUCCAGGGAGACGCGCAGGGUUUUCGGGUUUUUUUUUUUUUUUUCCACUCUGCUGUUAGGCGAGAAAUAUUUUGGUUAUUCCAAAGCACCAGGAGCAAAAUAGCUGCGUUUGAAACGAGGCUGUAAAAUAAUUUGGUGCUUAGUGACCACUGGACAACUUUUUUCAUGGUGAUAUCCAGAAUGUUCCCCAAAUGAGAAUCGGGGUGGCUCUGUAGAUUGACACAAGGAGAGGAUGGGUUUUUUGUUUAUUUGCUUGUUUUCCUUUGAGGGUUGUUACAGAGGCCUUCCUCCGACCACCACUUGGUUCGUCUUCUCCCUCAGGUCGAAGUGCAGGUUCACCUUGCUUCUCGGAGCUCCCCACCUGCCGGCUGGGGAGGCCAGACAAGGUACUCACUCGCACGCUGAUAUCUGUGGUUCCGUGGCCUCUGGUCCCUCACAGGCUGCGUCAGAGUAAAUGCAGCUGCCGGCCGCAGCCCCCCUUCUGUGAAUGAGCCGGGCCCAGCUCCCUCUGCCCCACACAUUCUCAGCCUCAUGCCCCCUCAAAUGCUAAUAGAACGCCAAGUACUGGCUGCUGCCCACCUUCUCAGGGAGGAUUCAAACGGUUGCCUGGGAAUCUCAGACUGGCCCUUGUCCCCAUCCUGUUAGGUAGCAGCAUUUCAGAAACUGCAGGGAACCGAGGGCAUCUUUGACAUCCACUGUACCACACAGGUGGUGUCAGAGCCGUUCUUUCUAGAAGGGGCAUACUAGACUUAAAGCCAGAAGCCCCUCCAGCUCUGACCCACCUCUCCUUCUUCAACCACUGCUGCAGGCAUCAUCUGGGCCCAGGGCCCAGUAAGAAGGGAAGUCAAGGGGCUGAGCUGGGCCAGCCAGCCCUCACAGCUUUCCUUGUUCCUUCGGUGAAAAACACAUUUCCACCCUGCUAUCUUCAGGACUCAGAAAUUAGCCUCCACACAGCCAGCGGCUUGCAGAGCCAGAAGCAAGAGCCAGACCUCUGGUGGGGAUGCUUCUACCCUCCCCCUCCCAGGGGGUGCAUAGGUCCCUGCAGGCAGGGGUGGCCUCUGACACCAGUGGUUCCCCCAGCCCCCCAGAUCUGCCUCAUUAUCCAGUUACCUGACGUCCCAUUUGCCCUAAGGCCUUGAAGCUUAACAGGAUGUUUUAGUUACUCUGUCUCUGGGGCACUGCUGCCCUGGGAGGAAUUUAUUUGGGAGUUUAAGCCACAUUCAAACAACCCUGGCAACAUGUCCCUUCUCUGAAAACUGCCCAAAGCGAUUGGAGGUAGCAUCUGAUUUUUGACUGCACUUACUCGGCUGUGUUCAGGUCGCGCUUCGGGAACUGACAAAGUCACGUCUGGCUGGCGGUCCCCAACCCGCAGAUCUGUAAGGCGCGUGGGUUCUCUCUGCUGCAAUAAACCUGCACCGCGA